Gossypium raimondii (Peruvian cotton) is the source of this 2088-nucleotide messenger RNA. Its product is annotated as protein decapping 5. Gene Ontology annotation, biological process: P-body assembly; cytoplasmic stress granule assembly. NCBI's taxonomy places the organism in Eukaryota, Viridiplantae, Streptophyta, Magnoliopsida, Malvales, Malvaceae. The record is from RefSeq and is a predicted model, not a curated record. Bases 101 to 1870 code for a protein of 589 amino acids. The transcript has 8 exons. Gene Ontology annotation, cellular component: P-body. Gene Ontology annotation, molecular function: mRNA binding.
UGAUGAGAAAGAAAGAAAAAGAAGGGGUCGUCCGUUUCACAAUCUAAAAACCUAAGAAAUCCCUGAUCCCUCUCUUUCCGAAGAAAGAAGAGAUCGGGUAAUGGCGGCGGAGAAUUCAAGUUCGAAAUCGGCUUCAACGGCUGAUUCCUACAUAGGGAGCUUAAUAAGCUUGACUUCCAAGAGUGAGAUCAGAUACGAGGGCGUUCUUUACAACAUCAACCCGGACGAGUCCAGUAUUGGAUUAAGAAACGUACGAUCAUUUGGAACUGAAGGAAGGAAAAAGGAUGGUCCGCAAGUACCCCCGAGUGACAAAGUCUAUGAAUACAUAUUGUUCCGUGGGAGUGACAUUAAGGAUUUACAGGUUAAAUCUUCACCACCUACACAGCCUACCCCACCCAUAAACAAUGAUCCUGCAAUUAUCCAGUCUCACUUUCCACACUCAGUUUCAACAACUACAAGCAUGCCAUCUGCUGCUAGUGGACCUUUGACUGAUCUUACUUCACACAACACUCAAAUGGGAUUAGCGGGGUUUAAUUUUCAAGCAGCACUACCUCUAUAUCAACCUGGUGGGAACAUAGGGUCAUGGGGUGCAUCACCUCAACCUCCAACUGCUAAUGGUAGUGGGCUUGCUAUGCCCAUGUAUUGGCAAGGAUACUAUGCCCCCCCAAAUGCGCUUCCACAUUUGCACCAGCAAACUUUGCUUCGGCCAUCACCAGGACUGUCAGUGCCUCCUUCAAUGCCGCAACCAAUGCAAUAUCCUAAUUUUAAUGCUUCUUUGCCUGCUGGCUCUGCUAACUUACAUAGUUCAAGCUUGCCUGAAAUUCCUCCUUCUUUACUUCCUACCAGUACGAGUUCCCACAUGUUAACAUCUUCUUUAUCAUUUGCCACUUCAUCUUCUCUGCCUCCUGCACCCUCUGCUACGCUGGCAUCAGAAACCUUGUCUGCUUCCUUGACGAGUCCCUCACCUCCUCCAGCUACACUCAGUGCCAGCUCGCCAGCACUUGCUCCUUUGACGAGUUCUAGUCCAGAAUUAAAUUCCAUUGCACCACCAAUUGCCAACAAACGAAGUGAAAUUCCUACUUUGCCAUAUCAAAGUGCUUCUGAGGUUGCAUCCUCUGUCAUCGGGGUUUCAAAUUCUAUUCAUGUGGAAACAUCUACACCAUCAUUGGUAACCCCUGGUCAGCUCUUGCAGUCAGGAUCUACUGUUGUUCCUUCAUCUCAGCCUGCAGCAACUGCACAUAAAGAUGUGGAAGUGGUUCAAGUGUCCUCAUCAUUAUCGCCUGAACCAUCAGUACCUGUUGUCUCAGAAGCUCAGCCUCCAUUAUUGCCAUUACCUGUUUCUUCACAUGUUGCCCCAAAGCCAAAUGGAGCUUCCUUUCAACCUCGCUAUGGUUAUAGAGGAUAUGAAAGAGGAAGAGGAAGAGGAACUGGGAGUUCACGUCCAGUGACAAAAUUUACUGAAGACUUUGAUUUUGUGGCAAUGAAUGAAAAAUUCAAGAAAGAUGAAGUAUGGGGUCAUCUUGGUAACAGUAGCAAAUCUCAUACUAAGGAUAAAGAAGCAGAUGCCGUUGAAGAAUAUGGUUCUCAAGAUGAAGAUGAUGCUGAAAUAUCUAAGAUUCAAACGAAGCCUGUUUACAAUAAGGAUGACUUUUUUGAUACUCUCUCCUGCAAUGCACUUGAUAGUGACUUGCAAAACGGAAGGCCGAGAUUCUCUGAGCAAAUGAAGUUAGACACAGAGACUUUUGGUGAUUUUUCAAGACAUCGAGGUGGACGUGGACGUGGGCGUGGACCUGGACGUGGACGUGGUGGUCGUUUUCGUGGUGGGUAUUAUGGAAGAGGGUAUGGAUAUGUGGGGAGGGGUCGUGGGUAAGACAUGCAUUUGCAUGCUCCAUAGUUGUGCUUGAUGUUUGAAAAUCUUUACGGCUGUUAGCGGGCCAUGUGAAAUUGUUCUCUUUUAUUUGAAAUGUUACAAUGCACGGUCAAAACCAUCCGGCCUGGCAAACAUCGGAUUUAAAUAGGGCUAUGCUCGGAAUUUGUUCUCUUUCUUAUUUCUCCAGAAAUAAAAAAAAGUAGGCAAUAUUUUUACUA